Molecule: messenger RNA, 1548 nt
Organism: Aureobasidium musti
Lineage: Eukaryota; Fungi; Ascomycota; Dothideomycetes; Dothideales; Saccotheciaceae
Source: the annotation of a GenBank genome assembly
AUGCUUUCAGAGGGCGCAAGAUUGGUCGGCGAGAGCGGCAAGAGCUAUCUAGCAGUUAGCCCAUUGGGCCAAAGCAACGUCUGGACCGCUGUCGAACAGAGCAACGAUCCCAAGAAACCAGUCCAAGUGGUCGUUAUCAAGGAACCCGGUGAAGUCGACACACAACCAGGAUGGCCUAGCUUCCAGAACGAGAUGGUCAUGCACGAAGUCUUCAAGGACUCACCAGCCAUCAGACAACAGAUUGACAGAAUCCCUCCUACCAGAGCCGGUGGUCCGCCAAUGAUUGUCUUGGAGAUUACCGAAACCACCCUCUGGACCGCACGUACGAAAAGGCCCAUGUCUCUCGCUGAGAUCAAGACUGUCGCCAAAGAUGUACUCAUAGGUCUGCGCGACGUACAUGCUGCUGGUCUAGUAUAUGCAGACCUCAAGCCCCAGAACAUCAUGGUCGACGGCUUCAAUGCUGAAUCGGAAGAGAAGGACGACCAUCUAAAGGCGAAACUAGGUGACCUAGGUCUUGUCAUGGAGCCCAUGAACGGCAAGGUCCAGCCCAUCACGUACCGCGCUCCCGAAGUCUACCUCAAAGGCGACAUUACCUCUCGAGUCGACGUGUGGGGCUGGGCUCUCAUCUACUGUCAUUUGCUCGAAGCUCGCACCCGCUUCUCCAAGACUGGUCUCUACGACGACCUCGAAACCAAGAACGGAGGCAUGGCUGAAAGGGAAGAAGCUGUCAAGAGCGCUUUGAUGAACGACUACAAACUGCAGAAUGAUCCCGUCUAUGGAAAUUGGGAACUUUUGCGCCAACGCGGUCUGGAAGAUGGGGAAGUUGAUUUCCUCAGAUGGGUCCUGAAGGCCGACCCCUACCAGCGCCCGACUGUCACCCAAAUCCUGGAGAGCGGAUGGCUAGACAAGUCUGCAGAAGAAAUAGCUGCAGGAUUCACUCCUCCUGAGUUUGAGCACCUAGAGUACGAUCCUAAGCGUGCCACACCAGACGAGGUCGCUGCACAAGAAAGGCAAGAGGCGACCAAUAACAAGCAGGACCAAGGUCACUAUUUCAGCCAGCCCCAGCGAGAUACCAGACCCGUCAUGACGGAGAAGCGUUUCCACAGCGCUGAAGACGAGGUACCUGUCAAGAAGAUGUACGUGUCCGACGACUCAUUGACGGCGCCAACGAGCUCGUCACCCGUACGAUCCUCACCCCUCAAGAACGUGGAAACGAGCUCAACAUUACAGCCCACCCCAUUCAAAGACGUGGGCUCCUACUUCCAGGAGACUGCCGCCCCAGUUACCUUUGGCAGCAAUGGCUCUACCCAGAGCACUAUGGCUGCUUCUCCGUUCAAGAGCGUGGACACGACUGAGUCCAAACCCAUUCCUUCACCCUUUGCAAGCUCUACGGAGAGCAAGAUGGCUUCAACCGAACCCAUGGACAUGAGUGCCAUGAAUGACGCCUCAGCACCUGUGCCAUUCAAAAAUGUCACAAGCAAUCAACCCACCACACAAAGACCUCCUUUGAACACGAGCAACACUGGUACCUUCUUGUCGUACAGAUAG